GAACAAUUAGACAUGUACAUCUACAUGCUCUCUCUCUAGAAGGAAGAGAGCAAAUUAUUUGAACUACCCUGGGAAAUUGAAAUUUUACGACCGAUCCACGCAGCAAGAAAACAAAACAAGAAAAUCAUGGAGAAACUUCCGCCAGCGAUGCGGGAGAAGCUGGGUCCGCUCUACGAGUGGGGAUCUUCAACAGCUUCAACGAUGGACAAAAAAGUAAAAGAGAGGCCCGUCGAAGCUGCAGCGGCCGCCUGCGCUGUCGGUGGUGUGCUUGCCGGAUACUUGAUAGGUUCCAACAAUCAUUUAGGCCAGUAUUUGGUUCCAGUUCCUUGCCAUAAUGUCGAAGACAAUAUCGAAAAAUGAAAUAAUAAAGUUGCAUAAAAUAGGUUAAGGUUUUGAUUUUGAUGUUCAUCCUAUUGCGAAGAUGUUGAUUGAAGCAGAAUAUCUUACUACCAAUAUUUCCUAGGCCGCGUUCUUACGAGGAGAGACGGAACGACGACAGGUGGAACAGCAGGUGUUGUCAGUGUAAUUACGACUAGAAUUUAUUAUAGGCAACAUCUGGCACACCCUCUUUUUCUUCUUUUAUUCUUAUCUCAGUAACUAAAUGAAAACAGUAAUCACACAAGAACAUAACUCAACUUUCCUGAGUCAGUUAAUGUUUACUAAGUUGCCUCAAGUAGAACAAAACUGCCAUUGAAGGCAAAAGAGACUCAAAGUCAAGAUCGUCAACAUAAAAGAGGAUCCAUGACAUGACAUGACAUGGAGCCUCUGAAUGAAGUAGUUUAGUGACGAGUUUGUCAUUACCGAAAGUCUACUCGUCGUCCAGUAGGCAGCGGCUCAGACGACAUUCAACAACAUUCAUGGCCACGACUGUCACUAUUCAUUGCCACGACUGCCACUAUCUCUAUUCUAAUAUACAGAAGAAUCUCGCAGGGGAUCAACAGGGAGGUAAAAAGAUGCCGAAGCUGACUAGGAUCUACUUUCUUCGAUUAAGGCCAUGACGAUGAACAACCCAUCCCUUUGCCGAUGAUCUUCGAUUAAGCGGUAACAAGAGAUAGUGAUUUUUACUAAGCUUGAGUUACUGUGACAUUGACACCCUGUCCCCGUCCUCUACUACAGUAUCUCAUCUAAUUUCUCACGGAGAAAGCACGAACAAUGUGCGGUCCGACGAAGCUCUUCGAGAGCCCGAUCCUGGUCUCACGUCCUUGGGAACCCAACAAGCAGCUAACAUAGGGAAUUAUCUGUACUUCUUAUUUGUGACUGUGGUGUUAUGUCCGGUUCUCUAUCUCAAUCUCAAUAUAUUAUGAGCUUUUUCUAUCUCUAUCUCAAUGCACCCAGCACGCACCGCACUAGUUGCAAUUCUGUUUCAUCUGGAUACUGUCCGUCUUGUGCUGCUCAUGUUAUUGCUAGGCACCUCAUCAUGCUAAGCACAUUCAUUCAUUCAUCUCCUUCACCUUCUUCAUCUCCUUCAUCUCCUUCCGCAACCCUUACUUCGUUUAGGUCAAAAUUGGCGUCAUACUAUAAUUUCAAGCAAGUUUUUAUUUCCCCCAUGAAGAAAACCCUGGCCACCGCAACCCCAUUGACGACGAAUCUGAAGAGCACACCAUCAACGAUGGGCAUCCAUUGUGAGGUAUUAAGGCUGUACCUAAUACAUCUUUUUCUUUGGACGCAUCCUUGAAACGUAUGCUGGAGGAGUAUCCUAAGGGAAUGCUCCCCCAUACCUUGUUUCAAGGAUGCUCUUAGACAACAAACACAAGCACAAUCAACGACUUACAAAGCGUGAUAUGCUCCUUCAUCUAGAAGUACCACUUGAUCAUUCCUUCCAACCUGAUCUUGACUUGCUUCCACCACCAAAACGUGUUGAACUACCACGACCAACACCACGACUUGCUUGCUUCGCCAGGUUCACCCCUUGAUUUACGAGUACGGAGGAUUAUUCGACGAAAAAUACGGCACGUCGAAGGGUAUGAGUCGGACGGACAUGAAAACAAUGGCUCCGGACGUAACUGUACCGCAAGAAGACGAGUCAAGACUCUCACAACAAUUGUACUGAUACUGCAGGACGAGGAGCUGGAUGACUUACAAUUUCAAUAAUUAUAGGAUACCAUAGUAAGAAGAAGUUUUUGUGACAAUUCUUUUUUUUCAAAAUUUUGUCGUCCUCGUGAUAGCAAUACUAGGUCGACGUCUCAAUCUCUACUGUUGUAGAUCCUACCUGCUCUUCUUUGUCUCAACUGCAGCAAAUUUCCGGAAGACGGGGACUCUGGUUGGUACGAGCGAGAAAGCAAGGAAACUAACGAGGCAUACGUCGAACGCGUAAAAGAUGUUGCAGAGUGGCUGUGGACGCUAGAAGAGGCGUCUUUGGUACAACUACUAUUUUUAGCAUUAUGAAUGAGAAUGUAGUUUACUAGGUUGAUGGGAACCUAACAAGUAAGAUGUUUCUUGUAGUGGUCGUAUGGUGGACGAGUACAUGAGUCGAAUAGGAUUGGAUAAACUAGUAGACUGUAUGUUCAUCUUUUUCUUGAAGCACUACAUCAAGAACUAGAGCGACCACCAUGAUUGAAUAUGAAUAUGAUCUUCAUCUCCUCCAAUGUCGAUCUAUCAUGGGCCACAGCUCGUAACGCAUGGGAAGUUUUUGGAUACGUUGUUGAAGAUUUUGCUCGGCGUGCCCUGUCCUCUGGAGGGCAAGGAGCAGUCGACGCCGUGCAUCUUUCUGCAUGGUGGAUGCGCUUUUUCCUGUGUCGAACUCGAUCAUGUUAAGGCUCCUUUGUUCGGAAUUACAUUUGAUACUGUGAUCGGCUCAAGGCUGCGGCUGCGGGUGUAAUUGAACACAACAGAGAGACCCAGCCGCGUUUUUCCCUAGCAAGGUUCCAUCAUCAACAGCCAUCUAGUCGGCAGGGUAGCCGCAAUCACCAAGCAGUAGGUUUUUUUUAGUCUAUUGCCCUCCGGCUGGGUCUAUAAUUUGGGCAUGAUUUACGCCAACAUCUAGUCCGAAUCAUCAUGAGCAUGCGUGCCCUGCAUGGUGGAUGCGCUUUUGCCUGUGUAAGGCUUUGUUCGGAAUUACAUGAUACAGCCCGUAACCUCCUCUAACUAUGAGACCGGAAAAGUAGGCGUCAUGUACCUGAAUCAGCCCAUCGUCUCCGAGUCACGGCUUCGGACGGGUCACAAGAUCGCGGGUUUUAGCCUCAAACAGUGGUGAGUGCUGUCUGCGUAGUAGUCUCACGAAGGAGCAUGUCCGAUUGUCAAUAUUGUUAUUUAUAAGCAAGACAGAUAAAUUCAUCUUCUUGAAUUCAAUGUUGUUUGGAGCACGAGCAUCAUGAUACCUCUGUAUUAACAUUCAACAAAAAUGAAACCAAAGUCGUGCUUUACCAUCUUCAUAUCUUCAGGAAGAAAUUGCACUAUGUACUCAUAUAUAAGCAUCCUCAACAACAUUGAAGUUGUCCUCUAUUGAUUCUUCUUGUAAUUAUCCCAUUGUGGUGCUUCAAUCAAGAUUCUUGCAGCAGUAUGUCAUACGAGAUGAUAAGUUCUUGUUCAAGCAUAUAUCUUUGAUCCAACGAAGAAGCAGCACUAGCAGUUAUCGUCCAGCCGCACGAAGGAGCUGCCAGCGAAGAAGCAGUACUAGCAGUUUACACAGAGACGCUAGCACUUACUAUAAGGAUAAGUUGACUGAAGAUAAUCUUACUGCUAUGUCCCUCGCCCCAGCAACACGAGAACACUAUAAAAAGUUUCCGCGCUGCUAUUUUUCCUCGAUAAUAUGUGCAUAUACUUGUGCAUAGGUAAUCCAGUUGGCUUAAGUCUACAACUACAUUUUCAGAAAUGAUAGCAUAGUCCUAGUACAAGCAAAAACAAACUGAAAGAGAAAGACAUUGUCAUUAUAAUGAGGGUCGCCAGGAACACUCUCUAUGAAGAGCAGCCGAAGCCCAGAAAAUGCGCUCUAGCUCUACGUCAACUCGUACUCCGCGUCUAAGCAAUACUUUUCCAACCGCGAUCACAGCUACUACACGGUGAACGAAAAUGACUUUAAUGCAAGAACUACUACGUGUUCUACUUCCAAUGCAGCGUGGUAAUAAGGAAAACAAACGAAGCAAGCUCAGCAAGGGACGAUGACCGUGGUAAGGUUUCUGUUCGUUUCGAAAUUUUUGGGCCCCCUUCUAUCCGUAGCGCAUGGC
Messenger RNA from Amoebophrya sp. A25, 4163 nucleotides. The record is from the annotation of a GenBank genome assembly. NCBI's taxonomy places the organism in Eukaryota, Dinophyceae, Syndiniales, Amoebophryaceae.